AUGCAGAGGAAUGUCAACUGUGAGAUGCUUCCGCCCUACUCCAGAGAUGGAAAGAACGUGGUUGCGCACCUUCCUCUCCGCAUUUUGCUUCCCCGCAACAUGGAGAAACUGGGCAUGACGUUGGGGGAAGCUACAGGGUUCGCCGCAGGAAAGUACAGAGUACCACUCGUGGCAAAAGAGAAGGCACGACGCAGGCUUCGAUUGCAUGGGAAUUAG
Molecule: messenger RNA, 216 nt
Organism: Sporothrix schenckii 1099-18
Lineage: Eukaryota; Fungi; Ascomycota; Sordariomycetes; Ophiostomatales; Ophiostomataceae
Exons: 1
Coding region: 1-216 (71 amino acids)
Source: RefSeq, a predicted model, not a curated record